CAGCGAUUCGUGAUUGUCACGCGCUGCUACUUAUAGCACAAUCAUUAGCCUGAAUGGGGCUGCCCAAACACAUGGUCGGCGGCCUGUGCGCCAAGGGGUAAACGAGACCCUGUGGCUUGGGUUUGCUUCUCAUCACGCGUCAAGUGUGUUACUGUCAGCUUGCGAAACAACCAGUUGUCAAUCAAGAUAUCAAUUGCUGCACCAGAACUUGGAGCUCCAUGUCGACGUAGUGACCUAUAAGACCGAUCAUGGCAUUGACUGCGCAAUGGCAAGGUACACCCCAUGUCAAAGGCUCUAGCGAGUCCAUGCGCAUGGUGCUUUUGACAUUCAGCUUGAUCGGGUUGCAGUUCACAUGGGGUACAGAGAUGACCUAUUGUACACCCUAUCUAUUACAGCUCGGUCUGACCAAGAGCAAGCUCUCGCUUGUUUGGAUAGCUGGACCGCUGUCAGGAUUAAUCAUGCAACCAAUUGUAGGCAUCAUGGCCGAUAAGAGCACUUCAGAAUGGGGUCGACGACGACCAGUCAUGGUUGUUGGCACAGUGAUUGUGAGCAUAUGUCUCCUGGUUUUGGGUUGGACCAAAGAGAUUGUUGCUGCAUUUGUCGAAGAAGGCGAACUGAGACGUGAAGCCACCAUCUUCCUGGCGGUUUUGUCUAUUUAUGCUCUUGACUUUGCAAUCAACGCCGUACAAUCAUCAUGUCGCAGCCUUAUUGUGGAUACUUUGCCCAUCCCAAAGCAACAACUGGGCUCUGCCUGGGCAAGCAGAAUGGUAGCUGUUGGUCACCUCAUCGGUUACGGAGCUGGAGCAUUGGAUCUAGGCUCGAUCUUCGGCACCCUUAUUGGCGACACGCAGUUCAAACAACUUACCGUCAUUGCAGCGGUAGCGCUAAUAGUAGCCAUUGGAGUCACCUGCUGGGCUGUAGAUGAACGUGUACUCAUUGCGAGAGCUGAGGGAGGAACAGACGAUGGCAUCGUGGCAGUACUUGUGCAGAUCUUCAAAACCACCAAGAACUUGCCCAAGCGAAUUCAAAUGAUCUGCUGGAUUCAGUUCUGGUCGUGGAUUGGCUGGUUUCCGUUUCUCUUCUACAGCACUACCUGGGUUGGAGAAAUAUACCUUCGGUACGAUGCCUCGCCUGAGGUCAAAGAGUCCAAGGACCCCCUUUCAGACAUUGGCAGAGUCGGAAGCAUGUCCUUGAUUGUAUUCUCCAUCGUCACCUUCAUAGGCUCAAUCACACUGCCAUGGAUGGUCAAGUCACCCGAAGACGAAAAGCCCGAGUUUACUCCAAGACCCCCUGCAAGUAUCGCGCCCAUUGUCAAGACGGUCGUGGAGCGCAAGCCCAGCCUUCUGACAGCUUGGACGGUGUCACAUCUCAUCUUUGCAGGAUCCAUGGUCUUUGCUCCUUUCGUCACGUCACUGCGAUUUGCAACUGUUUUAGUUGCAGUGUGCGGAAUACCUUGGGCACUUGCCUGCUGGGCACCGUUCACCUUUAUGGGUGUUGAGAUCAACAAGCUCGGCAGCAGUUUGCCUACCUCAAGACGUGGCAGUCAUCAAUAUCAGAGGGUCUCGGACGGUGCUAUCGAGAUGAGCUCGGAGGCCAGAAAUCUCGAGAAAACCGACGAGUCCGCUACCGGUGAGCUUGCUGGUAUCUAUCUGGGCAUCCUCAAUCUUUACACGACACUACCCCAAUUCAUUGCUACGGGCAUCUCGAUGGUAGUCUUCACUGUGCUUGAGCCGGGAAAAAGUCCAGAGUUGGCAAAGGAUGCUCAUCCUGACGAGCAUCAUAGUACGGAAGGAUACAACGGCAUAGCGGUGUGUUUGUUCAUCGGAGCAUUGUGCUCUGUUGCAGCUGCAGUCGCAACUCAGAGAUUUAAGAACACGGCAUAAAUAGAGCAUACAACAUAAAGACACUCGAAUCAAAAUACAUUUUUGCAAUGCUCGAGAUCAG
Molecule: messenger RNA, 1944 nt
Organism: Aureobasidium subglaciale EXF-2481
Lineage: Eukaryota; Fungi; Ascomycota; Dothideomycetes; Dothideales; Saccotheciaceae
Exons: 8
Coding region: 249-1883 (544 amino acids)
Cellular component (GO): membrane
Molecular function (GO): sucrose:proton symporter activity
Source: RefSeq, a predicted model, not a curated record